This is a messenger RNA of Mucor mucedo, 504 nucleotides long. RefSeq lists its product as uncharacterized. The record is from RefSeq and is a predicted model, not a curated record. NCBI's taxonomy places the organism in Eukaryota, Fungi, Mucoromycota, Mucoromycetes, Mucorales, Mucoraceae. Bases 1 to 504 code for a protein of 167 amino acids. The transcript has 6 exons.
AUGUUGUUGGUUUUAUCGGAUGGAUCAUCUUUUAAAAAUUCUUUCGGCUCUAGUCUUUAUGUUAAUAAUCCCUCUUCAGUGUCAGCCGACACAUGUGUAAAUAUUGUAACUUACUUUGAAGUUGUGGUCGAACAAUUGGAAAAUUAUUUUCCAAUCAACGACUGUUAUGGUUACAAAAUAUGUUUCUAUAAUUGUUAUAUCAAGGCCAAUUAUUGUGGCAAUUCAACCUUUUGUGAAUUUGGCCCAGUUUGUUUAAAAGAUACUUUUUUCCAAAUAUCUUUCCGGUUGGGACGUAUGCUUGUUACGACCUUAACUAUUAUUAUUCUUUUUAAUGUCUUGAUCCUUACUUCGUUAAUAUUCGACUAUGUCUUCCCAUUUCCUCUCAAAGAAGAGCUGGUUGGUCCUAAAUUAGUUCCAGGGUAUAUUGAACCGAUUGACGACAGUUUGUUCUGCCUGACAUUUGCAUUUAAAGAAGUAUCAGCCCAUAUAAUUAUGGCUUAUUGA